Messenger RNA from Impatiens glandulifera, 1281 nucleotides. RefSeq lists its product as uncharacterized. The transcript has 2 exons. The coding region runs from base 1 to 1281 and encodes 426 amino acids. The record is from RefSeq and is a predicted model, not a curated record. NCBI's taxonomy places the organism in Eukaryota, Viridiplantae, Streptophyta, Magnoliopsida, Ericales, Balsaminaceae.
AUGGGAACUCGUGGACUUGCCAGAUGGAAAAAAACUAUUGGUUUAAAAUGGGUCUACAAAGUAAAGUACAGUGAGGAUGGUUUGAUUCAAAAACAUAAAGCUCGACUUGUCGCAAAGGGUUAUUCUCAACAACCGGGAGUUGGCUUCUCAGAAAUUUAUGCUCCUGUUGCAAGAAUGGAGACAAUCCGUACAUGUGUAGCCAUUGCAGCUCAGUUGGAGGCACCCCGAGCGUGGAACAGCAAAAUUAAUAGCUAUUUCAUCAAGAAAGGCUUUAAUCGAAGUACAAGUGAAUCAUCUCUCUAUGUGAAGACUAUUGACAAAGAUUUCUUGAUUGUAUGUUUAUAUGUAGAUGAUCUCAUCUAUUUUGGAACAAAUAAAGCUAUGGUGGAAGAAUUCAAGAAUCAAAUGAUGAAAGAAUUUGAGAUGACAGACUUGGGACUCAUGAAAUAUUUUCUUGGCAUACAAGUUAAGCAAAGUCCAGGAAGAAUCUUUCUAUCUCAAGAAAAAUAUAUUGAAGAUCUUCUCAAGAAAUUUAAUAUGAGUCAAUGCAAGCCCCUCUCCACUCUUAUGGCGUUGAAUAAAAAUUUUCAAGUUAACGAUGACGGUGAGAAAGCUGACUCGACUAGUUAUAGAAAAUUGAUUGGUUCCUUAAUCUAUCUCAACACAAGACCGAAUAUCACACAUUCGGUAAGCUUGCUUUCUAGAUUUUUGAAUGAGCAAAUUCAAAUUCAUUUUGCAGCCGCAAAAAGAAUCCUUAGAUAUCUUAAAGGCACAAAAACUCAAGGCAUUGAAUUCAAAAAGGAAAGUAAAUGUAAGCUAGUUGGUUAUACAGAUAGUGAUUGGGCAGGCUCGAUUGAUGAUCGAAAAAGUACCUCCGGUUAUAUCUUUUGUCUUGGAUCAAAUGUAAUAUCAUGGAGCUCAAGAAAGCAGAAAUUUGUGGCAUUGUCAUCAGCCGAAGCAGAGUAUAUAGCAUGUAUUGAUGCAGCUUGUGAAGCUGUUUGGCUUCAAAGAAUUUUAAAGGACAUGAAGUUUGAGCAAUGUGAGCCGACAAUUAUUCAUUGUGACAAUAUGUCAUCUAUUGCAAUGACAAAGAAUCCUAUUUUUCAUGCUCGGUCCAAACAUAUUGAACUACGAUAUCAUUUUAUUCGAUAUUUGGUUACUCAAGAAGUAAUUUCCAUGAAGUUUAUCAAGACAGAGGAUCAGCCAGCAGAUAUCAUGACCAAAGUCGUCACGAUUGACAAGUUCGACAAAUUCAAGAAGAAACUCAAGAUUACUAAUUAA